AUGUAUUCGACAAGUGCAAAGAUAGUCAAGCCACAGGGCGAAAAGCCAGAUGAAAUUGAAUCCUCCAUCAGUCAGGCUCUCCUGGAGCUUGAGAUGAAUUCUGACAUGAAGGCAUCUCUUUAUGAAUUGUUCUUCGUUGGAGCCAAGGAGGUUGAUGUUCAAGGCAAAAAGGCCAUCGUCAUUUACGUUCCAGUUCCUCAGCUGAAAGCUUACCAGAAAAUCCAAACCCGUUUGGUUAGAGAACUUGAAAAGAAGUUCAAUGGCAAGCCUGUUGUCUUUAUUGCUCAGAGAAGAAUUUUGCCGAAGCCUACAAGGAACAGCAAGAGGGUGAACAAGCAAAAGAGACCAAGAAGCCGUACACUAACAGCUGUACAUGAGGCUAUUUUGGAGGAUUUGUGCUUCCCUGCUGAGAUUGUUGGCAAACGUGUACGAGUCAAGUUGGAUGGUUCCAAGGUCAUCAAGAUUCAUUUGGAUAAAAGCCAACAAAACAAUGUUGAGCACAAGUUGGAGACAUUCACAUCUGUUUACAAGAAGUUGACUGGCAAAGAUGUGACUUUUGAGUUCCCUGAAUUUGUAUUGUAG
Molecule: messenger RNA, 582 nt
Organism: Candidula unifasciata
Lineage: Eukaryota; Metazoa; Mollusca; Gastropoda; Stylommatophora; Geomitridae
Source: the annotation of a GenBank genome assembly